AUGGAUUUCUCACUGUCUGCACCACAACAACCAAUAUUUGAGGAUAAGCAAGCAAAAAUGCAAGAACCCAGGAAGAGAUGGACAAGAAAACAGGCAAAGGUAGCAAGUGCAAAAGAUGGAGUAUCAUGGAAAGAGGACCUCCUUAGAAGAUGUUUCUCCCACUCAGAAUGCCAAGCUAUUCUCCAAAUCAACACAUUGAGCAGACAUCUCCAAGACAAGGCUACAUGGUCCUUCAACCCAAGACAGGUUUUCCGCGCGUUCUUGCGGCUGUUACUAUUGCCCGAUUUGAAGCCUGUGAGCUCUCCUCUGAUCCACUUUAGAUCGUGGUCCGAUGGAUCCCGUAGUGGGCAAUUUCCCCUUUGCACCCAAAGCUCCCGGGAACACAGCCUGCAAAAGGUAUGGCCGCAGGGGAUAAAAGCCGCGCCUUUAUGCCUCACCAUACACACGCAGCAGCCGCUGUGCCCUCCGCCGCCGGCUACCGCUCCGCUCUCCUCCGCCUCCCCUCUGCCGUCACCCGCCGAACUCUCCAAUCCCAUCUGCCGAUCGUUCUCCGCCAGCAGGGCCAUCAACGACAUCCUCACAGGUGGCUCCGCCCUGUGGCGUUCUGGUGAGCCCAAAUUCUCGAAUCUUUCGCUCGAGCGUCCGGGACUCGGACCGGGCAGUGUUGAAUCGGUCGGGUCGAGCCGGGUCGAAGGCCGACGAGUCAUCACCAUCAUCUCCCGGUGGUUGCCUCCGAUAAGGACGGAGCCGCCUCUGGCGCGGAGGCCGAUCUUUUCCCUCAGCUGCCGCCAGCUCCGCCGCCCGUCUCUCGGGCCGGAGGUCUGGUCCUCUCGGAUUAUCGGCGGCACGUCGGUGGGAGGAACUGGUUCCGGCGCCGGAGAUCUCUUCUCGCUGAGGAUGGCGAGUAAAGUGAUGCUGGAAGAGCUGUGGCGGCUGCCUCCUGCGACGGUGGUUGAGGUAUUGGUUCGGCGAUCGUCGUCCUUGAUUCGUAGAAAGUCUCGCAGGUUGUGCGAGUCCAACUUCUCGCCGGCGCCGACGAGCGCCAUUGUCUGUAACGCAAUUGUAAUUGUCGGAGUGAAUCAAUCAAGAAUUGAGGUUAUUAUUACCGGCAAAGGAGAAAAAGAAAAGGCGAAAGGCAAAAGGAAGAGGGUACUCGAAGAAAGAGAAAAAGAAUAA
Striga asiatica is the source of this 1176-nucleotide messenger RNA. NCBI's taxonomy places the organism in Eukaryota, Viridiplantae, Streptophyta, Magnoliopsida, Lamiales, Orobanchaceae. The record is from the annotation of a GenBank genome assembly.